This is a messenger RNA of Ilex paraguariensis (yerba mate), 612 nucleotides long. The record is from the annotation of a GenBank genome assembly. NCBI's taxonomy places the organism in Eukaryota, Viridiplantae, Streptophyta, Magnoliopsida, Aquifoliales, Aquifoliaceae.
AUGUAUACCAUAGAGGGGAUAAUGAAGAAACAAUAUUGUGUUCCAAACACUACUACAUUAGCACUAGCCAUGCACAAGGACUCACAAGCAAUAUCCAAAGUCAAGCCCAAGAUUCACAUAAUUCACAUAUUUGCACCGAAGAUCUUCAAGACAGACGCAUCAAACUUUUGGGAACUAGUACAGAGACUCACUGGAAAGCCCAAAGAAGAUUGCUGCACUAAGAAGAGAGCAAGAUACCCAAGAAAAGGAGUGCAAAGCAUGUUUUACAAGAAUUCAGUGACCAAAAAAUGGACCUGCGUUCUGGGCAGCUUGACAGGUUUGGAUGUGGAUGCCCUCAUGCUCAAAGAAAAGAUAUGUGGUCGUGCAAAUUCAGAAGAUUUGGAUGAAUUCAUGCAAGAGCUAAACGGGGUGGUGGCUUUGCAAAUUUGGAUAGCUUCAUGCAAAAGCUUAAUGGGUUUGGAAAUGGGGAAGAAGAAGAGAGAUAGGGUGGUGAAAAUUCAGAUGUGGAUGUGUAUGGCUUCAUGCAAGGGCUUAAUGGGUGGCCAUUGGUGGUUCCUUUGGGUGCUUCUCACAUGGAUGCCUAUGGAGAGAAUAGGCUUGCGGCUUGCAUAG